UCGAAGUACUCUCUCUCUCUAAAAGCAUGAACUAGGCCAUCUCUCUCCCUCAAUCUCUCCGUCCUCUUUCUCUCUCUAAAAACACACAAUUUUCUCUCUCUAGGUUCUAAUUGUUUAUAAAAGUUUCAACUCAUUGUCCAUUUGCUUCCUAUCCAUACAUUUUUGAAACAGAAAACAAAACAUAGUAUUUGUUUGAAUCGAAUGGCUGUGGUUUUUCAAGGAAUCGGAGCUGCGACAGCGCUCUCGUCUACCAAUGCUUUCGAUUCCAAAAGAUUGCUGUUCUCGUCUCGCAUAUCGCUCUUAGAGAGGAAAUCAAGUUUUUUCGUUGUAAGAUCCGAUGGGAGAUUGAAGUUUGGUUCAAAUCCCAGACAUCGCAAAGCUGAUCAAUUGAUUACAAAUGCAGUUGCAACAAAAGCUGAUAGUUCAACGCCUUCAACGGCAUCCAAACCUGGGCAUGAACUUUUACUUUUUGAAGCCCUUCGUGAAGGCCUGGAGGAAGAAAUGGAGAGAGAUCCCCGGGUGUGCGUAAUGGGUGAAGAUGUAGGUCAUUAUGGAGGGUCAUACAAGGUGACAAAAGACCUGGCCAAUAAGUACGGUGAUCUCAGGGUUCUUGACACCCCCAUCGCCGAGAACUCUUUCACAGGCAUGGCCAUUGGAGCUGCUAUGACUGGCCUUAGACCAAUCGUUGAAGGAAUGAACAUGGGAUUUCUCCUUCUAGCUUUCAACCAGAUAUCCAAUAACUGUGGCAUGCUUCACUACACAUCUGGCGGACAGUUCACAAUCCCAGUGGUUAUCCGGGGACCUGGUGGAGUUGGUCGACAACUUGGGGCUGAGCACUCGCAACGCCUCGAGUCUUACUUUCAAUCAAUCCCUGGGAUCCAAAUGGUGGCAUGCUCAACCCCUUAUAAUGCCAAGGGCUUAAUGAAAGCUGCCAUUCGAAGUGAGAACCCUGUGAUACUAUUCGAGCACGUUUUGCUUUACAAUCUGAAGGAGAGGAUUCCCGAUGAAGAAUAUGUAUUGAAUCUUGAGGAAGCAGAGAUGGUUAGGCCCGGGGAGCAUGUGACUAUCCUAACCUACUCUAGAAUGAGGUAUCAUGUGAUGCAGGCUGCAAAGACUUUGGUAAACAAAGGGUAUGAUCCCGAAGUUAUUGAUAUCAGGUCACUGAAACCAUUUGAUCUUCACACAAUUGGGAAUUCAGUGAAAAAGACACAUCGUGUACUGAUUGUAGAGGAAUGCAUGAGGACAGGUGGAAUUGGGGCUAGUUUGACAGCAGCUAUUAAUGAGAAUUUCCAUGAUUAUUUGGACGCCCCGGUUAUAUGUUUGUCGUCACAGGAUGUGCCAACGCCAUAUGCUGGGACGUUGGAGGAAUGGACUGUGGUUCAGCCAGCCCAGAUUGUUACUGCAGUUGAGCAGCUCUGCCGGUAGUGGGCAGCAGCUAAAAGUAGCUGCUGUGCCUAAAUUGCAGAUCUGAUAGGACCUUGUGUUCCUAAUAUCUAUGCUAUAGUUAUGGUUUGCAGCUUUGCUUUGAAUUUCUGUUGUAUUUGAGAUUUUGCUGGGAGGGUUUUGUGGUGUUUAAGAACUUGCAAUUGUUUAUUUAGUUGAGAUGUUUUUGUCUGUUGUUUUCAGCACGUUCAAUGGUAGUUAGGAUUCUUGUUUAUGUACACCCAAGCACAGAUCGGAAAUGUGAGGAUUACAAUUGUGAUACCUGAUUUUGCCUACUAAAUUCUGAUACAUUUGGA
Molecule: messenger RNA, 1739 nt
Organism: Camellia sinensis
Lineage: Eukaryota; Viridiplantae; Streptophyta; Magnoliopsida; Ericales; Theaceae
Product: pyruvate dehydrogenase E1 component subunit beta-3, chloroplastic
Source: RefSeq, a predicted model, not a curated record